This is a messenger RNA of Coccinella septempunctata (seven-spotted ladybird), 1130 nucleotides long. RefSeq names its product gamma-interferon-inducible lysosomal thiol reductase-like. The transcript is spliced from 3 exons. The record is from RefSeq and is a predicted model, not a curated record. The coding region runs from base 284 to 952 and encodes 222 amino acids. Lineage: Eukaryota; Metazoa; Arthropoda; Insecta; Coleoptera; Coccinellidae. Gene Ontology annotation, molecular function: oxidoreductase activity, acting on a sulfur group of donors, disulfide as acceptor.
UGUAGUCUGCGCAUAGAGAUUUUGAUUUAGACGUUUACUAAAAUAUACAACGAAAGAGUUUGCUAUAUUUUGAAUAUGAUGAAAUCAAUUAUCAAUUCAACUUAAUGAACUAAUGGUGUGUAUGUAUUUGUUACAGAAUACGUUUUAAAUGAUUGACAUAUGACCUUUGAUGAGUUCCUGAACAGCAAUCGUUAAUGUUCUGAAUAUAAGCCAAUGUCUUGGAUGAAAACUGAUACUGAUGUUUAGAAAUAGGUAUAAAGAAAUUCUGAAAUAGACCACUAUAAUGAAUUGCAGAUACAGAGCAGUAGUUAUAAUCGUUAUCACAUUAUCAAUUUGGGGUGUUAUUCACUUCAUCUACAAUCUCCCUUCAGAUGUAUCUAGUAAGUUCGAUCUCACAGAUAAAAUUAAGCUUACAGUUUAUUAUGAAGCCCUUUGUACCGAUUCCAAAUUUUUCAUUACUCGACAACUUGCCCCUUUACAAGAUAAAAUACCAGAUCACAUCACCAUUGAACUUGUUCCAUAUGGUAAAGCUGUGACUAUUGAAUCGGCUGGGACAAUUAUAUUUCAAUGCCAGCAUGAUGAACUUGAAUGCUAUGCAAACAAAAUCCAUGCUUGUGUGAUAGAUUCUGUUACGGAUCCAUCCAUCCAGUUGAAAUAUGUUGCUUGCAUGAUAAAAAACAACCAAAAUCCAGAUGAAAUUGCAGAAAUCUGUGGCAAGCAAUUGAACAUUGAUCAUUUACCAAUACUUAUCUGUGCAAAGGAAGACAAAGCUUCACAGUUGCUCAAGAAACAUGGAGAACGGACACAUGCACUAAAUCCACCUGUUAGUUUUAUACCAACUAUAGAAAUCAAUGGCAGUCAGGAUUUAGCACCAUUGAGCAAAAUCUUGAAGAACUUGAAACAAACAGUUUGCAGCUUAUUCGAAACCAGACCAACAGGAUGUGAUAAUUAAUGUUUUUGAUUGGAUGACUUUUCAGCCUUCUGAUAUUUAUUUUCAAAAUAUUAUCUAAUAAUUUUGAAGUUAAUGUACAAAUGUAUAUUAUAGUAAGUUUAAAUAACAUUUUUUGUUAAUGUGAAAUCAACUCUUAACAGUUUAUGUAGGGUAUACAAAAUAAAUAAGGACCAACUUA